CGUUUGUACAUUGACCUCUCUCUCUCUUAUUUGUUGUUCUUAUUCCUAUGUCGUGUCGUGUCUGUUCUUAAACCCCAUCCAUCGAUAACUGAAACUAAGCAUGAGCUGUUUUUUUUUCCUUUUACUGACGAAACUACCCUCAAGUCAUUUUCGUUCUUCAGUUCUUUCUUCUUCUUCUUCUUCUUUUUGAUUAGAAGACCCCAUGAGAAGUUUAAAUUCUCCUCACUGACACAUUUGUUUUCUCUUUCAAUCUUUAGCAGAGAACCCUGAACCAAAGUUUUCAUCUUUCUCUUUCAAUUUGUGUCUUUUUGGAAGGGUCUUUUCAAAAGCAAGAAUCUUGAAAAAAAUGGGUAUGGGAACAAGCACUUUCGUUAUCAGAUGGGUCAAUCUUCUUACAAUGCUAUUGGCUGUGGCAGUGAUUAUAUUUGGGGUGUGGAUGAGUACACAUAAUGAUGGAUGCAGAAGGUCACUUACAUUUCCAGUCAUAGCUCUUGGUGGUUUCAUCUUCUUGAUAUCCAUAAUCGGGUUUCUUGGCGCGUGCAAGAGAAGUGUGGCGCUUCUUUGGAUUUAUCUUGUCGUGCUCCUAAUCGUUUUGAUCGCAAUUCUUGUCUUUACCGUAUUAGCGUUCAUUGUAACAAACAAUGGCUCCGGACAUACUAACCCUGGUUUAAGGUACAAGGAGUAUAAGCUGAAUGAUUACAGCUCAUGGUUUCUAAAACAGCUUAACAAUACUAAUAACUGGAAAAGACUAAAGAGUUGUCUUGUUAAAUCAGAGCAAUGUAGGAAGCUUUCCAAGAGAUAUAAGACAAUUAAACAAUUGAAAUCCGCAGAAUUAACUCCCAUAGAAGCUGGCUGUUGUCGACCACCAUCUGAGUGUGGUUACCCUGUGGUGAAUGCUUCCUACUACGACUUGAGCUUUCAUUCAAUAAGUUCUAACAAAGAUUGCAAGCUUUACAAGAAUUUGAGGACCAUCAAGUGCUACAAUUGUGAUUCUUGCAAAGCUGGAGUAGCUCAGUACAUGAAAACCGAGUGGCGACUUGUCGCGAUCUUCAAUGUGGUUCUGUUUGUUGUCUUGUCAAUGGUUUACUUUGUGGGAUGCUGCGCUAGAAGGAAUGCUGCUAGUUACCGAUCCAAACCUUAGCAAAAUCGAAGCCCAAGUUGGCCAAGGUUAAAAACAUUCUUCACCUGAUUCAUUCUCCCCAAAUCUAUUCUUAUGUUGGUGUAUGAUUCCAAAAGAGAGACACAAGAGCAACAACAACUUCUCUCUCUCUCAUUCUUUUGUACUCUGUAAUCCACAUGAGUUGUAGAAACAGUUCAAAACAGAGCAAAUGUGAUUCUUUUCUUCUCCUUUCA
Camelina sativa (false flax) is the source of this 1353-nucleotide messenger RNA. RefSeq names its product tetraspanin-10. The record is from RefSeq and is a predicted model, not a curated record. Gene Ontology annotation, cellular component: membrane. NCBI's taxonomy places the organism in Eukaryota, Viridiplantae, Streptophyta, Magnoliopsida, Brassicales, Brassicaceae. Gene Ontology annotation, biological process: auxin-activated signaling pathway.